This is a messenger RNA of Gastrolobium bilobum, 1135 nucleotides long. Its product is annotated as chloroplastic group IIB intron splicing facilitator CRS2-B, chloroplastic-like. The transcript is spliced from 9 exons. The record is from RefSeq and is a predicted model, not a curated record. NCBI's taxonomy places the organism in Eukaryota, Viridiplantae, Streptophyta, Magnoliopsida, Fabales, Fabaceae. Gene Ontology annotation, molecular function: peptidyl-tRNA hydrolase activity. Bases 167 to 910 code for a protein of 247 amino acids.
ACAGUUCUUUUCUUUAUCCAUUAACCCAGAACGCCUACAUCUCGCGGUGGCCAUGCACUGGUACUGCACUAGUAAACACUAAACCAAAACAUAUCAAAAAAAAAAAAAAAAAAAAUCUAUUGAUACACCAUCUCUACUGCGAGUGGAGAGGCUGUGGUACUGAUCAAUGUUGCAUGCAGCAUCUGCCUCAAGCUUUUGUUUAACCUAUCCCAGGAACCUUCAUUAUCCUUGUUAUUUAACAAAGCCUUUGGUUAAAACAAGAUUGUCUGUCCGUUGUUCAUUACCAGACACAAAUAAAGGAGCUCAAGCGGAAUAUACUCCAUGGCUCGUCAUUGGCUUGGGUAACCCUGGAAAUAAGUACCAUGGCACUAGGCACAACGUUGGAUUUGAAAUGAUUGAUAGCCUUUCUCAAGCAGAAGGGAUUCUGAUGAACACAAUACAGUCAAAGGCCCUGAUUGGAAUAGGUUCUAUAGGAGAAGUACCAGUUUUGCUGGCAAAGCCCCAAACAUACAUGAAUUUUAGUGGGGAAUCAGUUGGGCCGCUUGCAGCAUAUUAUAAAAUACCCUUGCGUCAUAUUCUACUAGUUCAUGAUGAAAUGAGCCUUCCGAAUGGUGUUUUAAGGCUUCAACCUAAAGGCGGACAUGGUUAUCACAAUGGAUUGAAAAAUGUGAUGGGCCAUUUGGAUGGUUCCCGUAGUUUUCCUCGGCUGUCAAUUGGAAUUGGAAAUCCUCCUGGAUCUAUGGAUAUGAAAGCUUUUCUUCUACAGAAGUUCAGUUCGGUGGAACGAAAUCAGAUUGAUGCUUCAUUGGAGCAAGGAGUUGAAGCUGUAAGGACCCUAGUGCUCCAUGGGUUUAACAGCCAUGUCAAUAGAUUCAAUUUAGGGCAAAAAUACAAGUACCAUAAAGUUUAAUUUCUCUCGAAUGAACCGCCAGUUUUGGGCAUGACGAAAUCCUCGGUUACCUUAUUGUGUAUGGUAGCAGUUUUACCUCAAAAGUUUGUCUUGACCUUGUACUGUACAUUUGUGUAAAGCUCACUUAUUUUUUCAUAUUAUGGCUAUGUCAGGCAGAUAAUUGCUUCCUCGUGAGAAAAAUAAGUUUUUGCUAGGACCAAUCUACAAAAUUGGUAGUGUUUGUGG